AUCCCUCACCUAACCCUAAAUUUCUAGCCCUAAAUGGAUUAUCUCGCUUCGUGCCGCUGUUUUCUAAGAUAGCAGGGGGGGAAAAUGACGCCCGAACCGAUGCUAUGAUAACCGACCCCAUGUCUGCUUCUGCAAGCAACACCCCCUCCAUUGCCGUCGCCGUCACCCAACUAAAUGGGGGAGAAAAAAAAAAUUAAAAAAAAGAUUCGGCCUUUAUGACCCUUAAUUAACCCGCAAAAGUUUAAGGUAUUAACUAUGCAUCGUGUCUCUUUUAGGGCCGAUUUGAGAUAAUAAGGUUGUGAAAUGGGGGCGAUCGGCGGAGAUGAGUUGAAUCGGCGUGGAGGAGGAUGGAGCGGGGGCGGCGGCGCGCAACCUGGAAGGGAGGCUCCGCGGAGAAGGAUACUGGUGUCUGGGCUGAGGCCUCUAUGCCAAGAGAUCUCCGCCAGCGAUCCGGCCGACUGGGAGUGCAAUAACGACACCACCAUCAAUUUGUUAGCCACAGCCUGCGAGAGAUCCAAUGGCACCGCCUACACUUUUGACAAAGUAUUUCGGGGUGAGAACACCACAAAAGAAGUGUAUGAGGAGGGAGCCAAGGAGGUUGCACUUUCAGUUGUCAGUGGCAUCAACUCAACUAUUUUUGCAUAUGGACAAACAAGCAGCGGAAAAACGUACACGAUGACUGGAAUAACCGAGUAUACAGUAGGAGAUAUAUAUGAUUACAUCAAGAGGCAUGAGGAGAGGGAGUUUACUUUGAAGUUUUCAGCAAUUGAGAUUUAUAAUGAAGCCGUGAGGGAUCUCCUUAGCAUGGACAACUCUCCUCUUAGGGUUCUUGAUGACCCAGAGAGAGGAACAAUCGUUGAGAAACUUACAGAGGUAUUGUUGAGGGACUGUAACCAUCUAAAGGAACUCCUCGCUGUGUGUGCAGCUCAAAGGCAGAUAGGAGAAACCUUGCUAAAUGAGAUGAGCUCAAGAUCUCAUCAGAUACUCAGAUUGACUAUUGAAAGUUCUGCUCGUGAGUUUUUGGGAAAGGGCAGCUCAAGCACACUUGCAGCAAGUGUGAAUUUUGUAGAUCUGGCGGGAAGUGAACGUGCAUCUCAGGCACUAUCGGUUGGAAAUAGACUCAAAGAAGGCUGCCAUAUAAAUAGGAGUUUACUUUCACUCGGAACUGUAAUUCGCAAGCUAAGUAAAGGAAGGAAUGGGCACAUCCCUUACCGAGAUUCAAAGUUGACACGCAUACUACAACCUUCUUUAGGAGGCAAUGCUAGAACUGCCAUUAUAUGCACUAUGAGCCCUGCAAGAAGUCAUAUUGAGCAAUCGAGGAAUACUCUUUUAUUUGCAAGUUGUGCAAAAGAAGUGGAAACCAGUGCUCGUGUCAAUGUAGUCAUGUCUGAUAAAGCUCUGGUUAAGCAUUUGCAGAAGGAACUCGCAAGACUGGAGGGUGAACUGAAAUAUCCUCGAUCGAGCUCUACUACAUCUCAGUUGGAAGCAUUGCUUAGGGAGAAAGACGCUCGGAUUAAACAGAUGGAAAAGGAGAUAAAGGAGCUGAGGCAGCAACGAGAUUUAGCAGAAAGUCGGGUAGAGGAUUUACUUCGAGUUGUGGGGAGUGGUCGCCCUUCAACUCAGCAGGAGGAAUCCAGCCAAAUCUCAACGUCUGACUUAUAUGAACGGUCUGAAGUUGUAAAUCCGACUUCUGGGUCAUCCAUUCCUUAUCCAAAGAUUGCAUCAUAUGGAAGACAUGCUAAAAUCCAAAACCAAAACCAAGAACUGAGUAUUGGCUCACUGUGGGACUCAUUUAGCAGCCGUAUGCUUAUUGAAUCAAUCCCACAUCGUGCAGAAGAUGAGACUGCUCAAGAAAGUAAUGAGGACUCUGAGGAUGUAUGCAAAGAAGUUCGGUGUAUUGAGGUAGAUGGGCCAGGGAGAUGUGGAGAUUCAGAAUCCUUAUUGGCUGAAGAAAAUGCUAAUGCUCGCUCCAUGAUUUUAGAUUCUGGUGAUAAUGAACGAAAUCCUAGUGAGCAAACAGAGCUGAUACUUCCCAAUUUAAAUUCUGCAUAUAUCACUUUGGAGGAGCACCUUCAGAACGUGAGGGACAGACUUAAUAAUUUUGUCAAAUCACAUCCAAAUGAAGCAAUUCCAUGGACUUCAAUUUGUGAUUUAUCUAGCUCUCGGAACUUGAGAGUCUAUUCUCCAGUAUAUGGAGAUGACAAUUACACGUUGAUUCUAAUUCGUGACAGAAAGUGA
This is a messenger RNA of Asparagus officinalis (garden asparagus), 2238 nucleotides long. Its product is annotated as kinesin-like protein KIN-7F. Gene Ontology annotation, molecular function: microtubule binding; microtubule motor activity; ATP binding. Gene Ontology annotation, biological process: microtubule-based movement. NCBI's taxonomy places the organism in Eukaryota, Viridiplantae, Streptophyta, Magnoliopsida, Asparagales, Asparagaceae. The record is from RefSeq and is a predicted model, not a curated record.